AUGGAAAGUGGAGAGGAUAAUGACUAUUCAAUGAUGGAUCAGUCUAUGGUUGACCAGACCCAAGACAAUCUGUUGUACUACCAACAGCAACAGUACCAACAGCAAGAGCAACAGUACCAACAACAGCAAAAGCAAUUGCAACAACAACAACAACAGCAGCAACAACAACAACAACAAUUACAACAAUUAUCUGAUGUGAAUCUUAUACAACCGAUCAAUGCAUUCAGCUCGAGUUAUUUGAGACAACAAGGUUCUUCUCCCAAUUUGUCACAAAUUGCACCUCCGAACUAUGGCAACGGUAUCCCUGUAAUGACGCCUCCAAAUUCACGUGGAGUAAACUACCAGCAACCCCAAAACCAGCACCAGCAACAACAGACUUCUUCUCUUUACGGAUCCUCACCAACGACACGUCUCGGUGAAAUGUUUUCGCAACCUCAACCUCCUGUAAGUCCUACUAAGAGUGUUAGAUCUUCGAAUUUAACAACAGUUUCCACUAAUUCGUCAUUUGAAUCGCCUCAAAAGGUUAAUCAAUCUAAUCUGGGGAAUUUAUCGAGAAUGGGAAGUCAACAAAAUUUACUUUUACGUACUCCCUUGAACCAACAGCAGCAGCAACAGCAACAACAGCAACAGUAUCAGCAGCAAUUACGGCAACAACAACAAUUAAAGCAACAGCAGUCAACACCUCAACAACCAACAAUGAAACAGUCCAGGCCCUUACAGUCACAACAGGAGUCGGAGAAAUCUGAAAAUCAAUAUGUCUAUUUUGAACGUCACCCAGAGUGGUUUUCCAAACAGUCCCAAGAUCGUGCGUCUGCGGUAAAACUAACCUUGGAACAUUUCUAUAAAACAGCAAUUGAACACGCAAUUGAAAGAAACCAAAGAAGAAUCGCAUUCGAACAACAAUUAAGUACUGAGAUUAGUAGUGAAAGACGUAAUAGAGAGACCCAGUUGUUUGGUAAGAACGAAUCACAAUAUUUACGGUUACGUCGUACAAGGCUAUCACUUGAUGAUUUCAAUACUGUUAAGGUCAUUGGUAAAGGUGCGUUUGGUGAGGUGAGAUUGGUACAAAAGAAAGAUACUGGUAAAAUAUAUGCAAUGAAAACUUUGUUGAAAAGUGAAAUGUACAAAAAAGAUCAGCUAGCUCAUGUUAAAGCUGAAAGGGAUGUGUUGGCCGAUGCUAAUUCGCCAUGGGUUGUUUCGUUAUAUUAUUCAUUUCAGGAUCAACUUUAUCUUUAUCUUAUAAUGGAAUUCUUACCCGGUGGUGAUUUGAUGACGAUGUUAAUCAAAUGGCAGAUCUUCACCGAAGACGUCACAAGAUUCUAUAUAGCUGAGUGUGUGCUAGCAAUUGAAGCUGUUCAUAAAUUAGGAUUUAUUCAUAGAGACAUCAAGCCGGAUAAUAUUUUGAUUGAUAUGAGAGGGCAUAUUAAAUUAAGUGACUUUGGUUUAUCAACUGGUUUCCAUAAAACUCACGAUUCAAAUUAUUACAAGAAGUUGCUCCAACGUGAAACUAACAAUGGUAGUUUGAACGGGAAUAGCACAAUGAAGAGUCAGAGCAACCAAAGAAAUAGUGUGUUGGUCGAUCCAAUCAACCUGACAAUGUCGAACAGACAACAAAUGCAAACAUGGAGGAAGUCAAGAAGACUAAUGGCAUAUUCAACUGUUGGUACCCCUGACUAUAUUGCGCCAGAAAUCUUUCUCAAUCAAGGUUAUGGCCAAGAAUGUGAUUGGUGGUCCUUGGGCGCAAUUAUGUUUGAAUGUCUAGUUGGUUGGCCGCCAUUUUGUUCUGAAACUCCGAGUGAAACAUACAGGAAAAUUAUCAACUGGCAAGAGACCUUACAGUUUCCUGAAGAUAUUCACUUGAGCCCAGAAGCCGAAGACUUAAUCCUCAGGCUACUUACAAAUGCAGAAAAUAGAUUGGGCAGACACAAUGGCGCAAUGGAUAUAAAGAGACAUCCAUUUUUCCGUGGUGUUAAUUGGGACGAAAUUAGAAAUGUUGAAGCACCAUUCAUACCAAAAUUGAGAUCUGUCACUGAUACAAGAUUCUUCCCUACUGAUGAUUUGGAAAAUGUGCCUGAUUCACCAGCUUUAUUACAAGCUGAGAAAGAUAGAGAACUAUUGAAGAAUAAAGGAUUAGAUACAAAGGCUGAUCUACCGUUUAUUGGGUACACAUUUAGUAGGUUUGAAUAUUUGACCAGGAAAAACGCACUAUAG
This is a messenger RNA of Pichia kudriavzevii, 2211 nucleotides long. RefSeq lists its product as uncharacterized. The transcript has a single exon. Lineage: Eukaryota; Fungi; Ascomycota; Pichiomycetes; Pichiales; Pichiaceae. Gene Ontology annotation, cellular component: cytoplasm; cytoskeleton. Gene Ontology annotation, biological process: actomyosin structure organization; peptidyl-threonine phosphorylation. The record is from RefSeq and is a predicted model, not a curated record. The coding region runs from base 1 to 2211 and encodes 736 amino acids. Gene Ontology annotation, molecular function: protein serine/threonine kinase activity; ATP binding.